CCCCAUGGCAAGGCUGCCAUCCGAGCUCUGCCCUCACACAGACACAGCCUCGUCCCCAGCUCUGACGGAAGCCCUUUGAGCUGGUUGGCAGCAAGCAACAUGGCAGAGGAGCUGUCUGAAGAGCAGGUGGCUGAGUUCAAGGCGGCCUUCACCAGGUUCGACAAGAACGGGGAUGGCACCAUCAACGUGCAGGAGCUGGGCGAAGUCCUGAAGGCCCUGGGCCAGAACCCAACAGAGGAAGAGCUGAAGAAUAUCAUCUCCCAGUUGGACACGGAUGGCGACGGCGCCAUCAGCUUCCCGGAGUUCCUGGCAGCGAUGGUGAAGAGGAUGAAGUCCUGGGGCGGUGAGCAGGACCUGAAGGAGGUGUUCCGAGCCUUCGACCUGGACGGGGACGGCCAUAUCACCAUUGACGAGCUCAAGCAGGCCAUGGUCCGGGUGGGGCAGAAGCUCACCCAGGAGGAGCUGGAGGCCAUGAUCCAGGAGGCAGACCUGGACAAGGAUGGACGGGUGAACUAUGAGGAGUUCUCGCGCAUCCUCAGCCAGAAGUGAGGCCCUGGGCUGGCCCGCUUCCUCUGCCUGACUCUGGUUCUGGGGUUCCUGCUUGUGCACUGGGAUGUAAAGGGAAAGUCUGGGUGGUGGGGCCCCUGGCCUCUCUUGGCCUGGGUUAUGGGCUGUUGGGACCCCCUCUGUGCCUGGGGGAGCUGGGGCUGCCCCUUACCUCACAGGGCUGUUGUGAAAAAUCCCAAAGCCAGGUGGUGGCCCAAAUAAAAGGAAUGUGAACUCUGCUGCUGCUUGAAUGUUCGAAGUGUCCCCAAAGGCGGCAUGUGAGAUUCUUUUGAGUUUCUACCCUUUUCAAUUGUUCCCAGUAGGAGAACCAGCCUGCACAGGACAGAUGUCUCUCUGUUGCCUCCCCUGUGAUCCUGCAGAGAAGAAGGGGUGUGGUCGUGGUCUGGGGGUGGUCAGGGUGGAAGAGACAUGGUUCUUUGCCUGAGCUUCUGGAUCAGGACAGAGCAUGGACCCCAGAGCUGAGCUGGGACACUGCCUACAGCACAAACAAUAAAGUUUACCAUCCUUUGAAUACA
Messenger RNA from Phyllostomus hastatus (greater spear-nosed bat), 1082 nucleotides. RefSeq names its product calmodulin-like. The coding region runs from base 100 to 549 and encodes 149 amino acids. The record is from RefSeq and is a predicted model, not a curated record. Lineage: Eukaryota; Metazoa; Chordata; Mammalia; Chiroptera; Phyllostomidae. The transcript has a single exon. Gene Ontology annotation, molecular function: calcium ion binding; enzyme regulator activity.